Chinchilla lanigera (long-tailed chinchilla) is the source of this 4656-nucleotide messenger RNA. RefSeq names its product WD repeat domain 72 (gene Wdr72). The record is from RefSeq and is a predicted model, not a curated record. NCBI's taxonomy places the organism in Eukaryota, Metazoa, Chordata, Mammalia, Rodentia, Chinchillidae. Gene Ontology annotation, cellular component: cytoplasm. The coding region runs from base 292 to 3624 and encodes 1110 amino acids. Gene Ontology annotation, biological process: protein localization to plasma membrane. The transcript is spliced from 20 exons. Gene Ontology annotation, molecular function: protein binding.
GGCUGUGUGCUCAAUGCUCCUCCGCUCCAGGGUUGCUCACGGUUCCUGUUCAGUCCUAUUCCGUGCUGUCACUUUAUCGGUUUCCAUGCCCAGGUGACCUAGGAGCCCUCGCAGCCUCGUCUGCUCUACCCCUGCUCAUGUGCCCGCCUGAGUAGCUCCUGGCCUGAGGAUGUGUCUCCGCCGCCUGCUGCAUUGUGUCUUGGCCAGGCCUGGACCAAGUCGCUUCUGCCUGCCGGUUGCCGUGUGACUUGGGAGGCCGGGCGCGCGCCCCGUGGUUAUCACUCUAGUUCAAUGGGAUGCCCUGCUUGUGCGGAUUCAGGCAGCAUGAGGACCUCCCUGCAGGCUGUGGCGCUGUGGGGAAAGAAGGCCCCUCCGCACAGCAUCUCUGCCAUCAUGAUCACCGACGACCAGCAGACCAUUGUGACCGGAAGCCAAGAGGGUCAGCUCUGCCUCUGGAACCUCUCACCUGAGCUGCAGAUCUCAGCUAAAGAGCUCCUCUUCGGUCACUCGGCGGCCGUGACAUGCCUGUCCAGGGCGAGGGACUUCUCCAAACAGCCCUACGUCGUCAGUGCUGCUGAGAACGGGGAGAUGUGCGUGUGGAACGUCACCAGCGGACAGUGCGUGCAGCAGGCCACCCUCCCCUACCGGCACACUGCCAUCUGCUAUUACCACUGCUCCUCCCGGAUGCCGGGCGACGGCUGGCUCCUGUGCUGCGGGGAGUACCAGGACGUCCUCGUCGUGGACGCCGAGACUCUGGCCGUCGUGCACACGUUCGUGUCUUCUCAGUCCCCAGACUGGGUCACCUGCAUGUGCGUGGUGCACUCCGUGCGGGUUCAAGGGGAUUCUCUGCUGGCGGUGACGGUGACUGGGGAUCUCAAGGUGUGGGACCUGUCCUCGUCCAUCUCCAGCAUCCAGGAAAAGCGAGAUGUCUAUGAGAAAGAAUGCAAAUGCCUCGACUCCCUGAACUGCCAGACAAUACGAUUUUGCACGUACACAGAGCGACUUCUGCUGGUGGUGUUUUCUAGAUGCUGGAAGGUAUACGACGACUGCGACUUCUCCCUGCUGUGGACAGAGGCCAGCAGCAACGGGCGGCUCUUUGCAGGCGGGGAGGUGCUGGCGGCGCACAGGGUCCUCGUCUGGACCAAGGACGGCCACAGCUACAUCUAUCAGCUGCUGGACAGCGGGCUUUCCAAAAGCAGCGGCCCAGCUGACGGGAGGCUGCUGAGAGAGACCAUUUAUCCACAUUUGGUGUGCUCUGCCUCUGUGCAGGAAAACCAGAACCUGUCCUUUGUCAUGGGCUACAUGAACGAAAGGAAGGAACCUUUCUACAAGGUGCUGUUCUCCGGAGACGUGUCAGGGAGGAUUACUUUGUGGCACAUCCCUGAUGUUCCCGUAACCAAGUUCGAUGGUUCUCCUAAAGAGAUACCGAUCACUACCACCUGGACCCUUCAAGAUAAUUUUGACAGGCAUCAAACGGUGUCACAGAGUAUCCUUGAGCAUUUCUCUGGGUUUGGAGGUGAGGCGGGAGCUGAGGCCAUCACAGCGUCAGAGUAUGUCCCCAGCCUGGACAAACUCAUCUGUGGCUGCGAAGACGGGACCAUCCUCAUCACACAGGCUCUGAAUGCCGCCCAGGCAGGCCUCCUGGACGUUGGUUCUGUGCCGAAAGAUUCUCCCUCUCACAAAGUCCUUAAAGGCCACCAACAAAGUGUGACUUCAUUACUGUACCCUCACGGUCUCUCUUCAAAGUCGGACCAACGUUGGCUGGUGUCAGGGGACCAGAGCUCCUGCGUCAUCCUGUGGGACAUCUUUACUGAAGAAGCCCUGCAUAAGUUCUUUUUGGAAGCUGGUCCAGUAAUGAGCCUUUUGAUGUCACCAGAGAACUUCAGACUGCAGGGCGACCGGACGGUGUGCUGUGUGUGCGGCGACCACUCGGUGGCCCUCCUGCACUUGGAGGAGAAGAGGCCCCUCCUGCGCGCCCGGAAGCACCUUUUCCCCGUGACCGCCAUCAAAUGGCACCCAGUGGAGAACUUUCUGAUUGUUGGGUGUGCUGAUGACUCUGCCUACAUCUGGGAAAUUGAAACAGGCACUUUGGAAAGACACGAGACAGGAGAGAGAGCGAGAAUCAUUCUUAAUUGCCGUGAUGGUUCACAGCUGCUGAAGCCCGAGCCCGCGCUGCCGGCUGCCUCAGAGACAUGGACGUACAGAAGUGUGGAGUGCGGACCCUCGGGCUGUCCCCCACCUGGGCCGGGCGCUUGCCCCGGGCUGCAGGGGGAGGCCCCGUGGCAGGGAGUAGAUGCCAGAUCCCCCCCCAGGCCCUUUAACGUCUUACCUGUGAAGACCAGGUGGAGCCGUGUUGGCGUCCACGUUCUGCUGUUUGAUUUGGAGAACCUCCUUGAGCUUUUGCUGCCCGCUCCCCAGGGGAGCGCUGACCCCUCGGGCUCCUUCUACGGCAGCGAACUGCUAAGAAGAGCCCGGGGCACAGUGAGCAAGAAAACGCUGACCACGAAGAGGAGCAGAGCAGCCUGCGGCACCGCCUCCCCCGAGGCCCAGGCUCCCCCAGCUGGUAGGGCCCAAGGCGAGGACGCCAUCACAUUCCUGGAGGAAAAUGACAGCGUUAAAUGGCAGAAGAAGACAAAGAGCUCCAAAAAGACACAUCCUCAGCCCUCACGCAAAGUGAACGCCAGCCUCCCGCUGGAUGCAGCAAAGUUGUUCCUCUCUUGCCUCCUGCCCUGGGGUGUGGACAAGGAAUUAGACAGCCUCUGCAUCAGGCAUCUCAACAUCUUAAAGCUGCAGGGACCCGUCUCUUUAGGACUGGCUUCCAGCGAGGAUCACUUCUCGCUGAUGCUGCCGGGCGGGGACUUAUGCGACACGGAAACAAAGACAGAAUACUCGAGGAUGAAUUUAUUUUCCAGAAAAGUGUUGGACUUGUCAAAUAAAUACACAGCCACUCUGCCAAGCCACCUAGGAACAUCACGAGGACUGGAAAAUGGCUGUGAUUGUUUGCAAGAGUCCAACACCAUCACUUACUUAUUGAGCAGACUGUUUUUAGUUAAUAAAUUAGUUAACAUGCCUUUAGAAUUGGCCUGUAAAAUUGACAGAUCCUUCAAGGUGGAAUCUAUACAUAAGGUGAAGAGUCCUGUGAAUGAUAUUUUGCAUAUUUCAAGCUUCUAUGGCCACUUAAGAAAUGGUAAGACCGACUCUCCGACCCCCGCGGCUGACCUUUCCCUUGUGAAGCUGAUCUCUUGUUGGCGAGACCAAUCUGUGCAGGUCACUGAAGCGAUCCAAGCUGUCCUGCUGGCCGAAGUGGAGCAGCACUUGAGGAGUCUGAGGAAGACCCCAGAGGACAGCUGUGUCACGUGCCCGGGGCAGAGAGACGGCAGGAAGCAGGUGCAGGCUGCGCCCGAGCUGGGCCGGGCCGAGGACCUGCAGCCAGGGCCGCUCCGGAGCGCUUCGCCUGUGCAGUCUGCAGUCAGUCCAGGCGAGCAUGACAGCAACUCGGAGACAGCCAACUUCCAGGACUCCGAGGACGUGCCUGGCAGAUGCGUCUUGGAUGGGUCUGAGAGUCCAGGCGAGCCAAGACACCAUUCCUGGAUAGCCAAGAUGUGCUCCUGCAAGGUGUGCUGAGUGGAGCGGCCCUGCAGAGCCUGGACGUCACCAAUUCAGGGAUUCCAGACCUGCCAUUCAUCUCCCUUGUAAAGCGGUGCUGCCGUUGGUCUGCAGUGGGUUUGCUAAUUCCUUAGCCAGAGUGUAUUGAAUGUACAGUUACUGACUGAAAAUGCUCCGUUCUUCUAGAAAAUAAGUGCUUCAGUCAGCAGUGGUGAACGUUUUAGAGCUUUCAGUGAUACAGCCCGCUUCAGCACACCUGCCACAGGUUUGCCACCACUGGCCUAAGUCGUUAUCUGUCCCUCCUUAUUCUCUGCUAAUAUUUUCGACAAGAAAUGCCAGCCCGUAGACAGAAGUGUAACAGUGCUUUGGAUUUGUUUCCAUUGUUUCAGUCCCUGAGUUAUAUAAUAAACAACAUUAAAGCCAACAUCACACACAAUUUAAUGUUGCUUCAGCAUAUGUAACGUAAAGCUUUAGUGAAUUUGAUUUGUUAGGUGAGAGCAUUUUGUUAGUAGACGCCCUAGUUCUGACCAGUGGCUGCAGUAAAUCUCGUCCCUGAGCAUGAAAUGCUGUUAACAAAUAACCGAUUCCCUGCAGUCAUCAAUUAGCCGAAACGAGUGACAUCCACUGUCACAGUUGCCAAACCAGUUCGAUCCAGGGAGUUGGGACUGCUGACGACCACGAGGCUGCUGCCCUCCGCCAAAGAUUGAGCUUACUGGUCACAGAGAUCUGGGCUGGGGAAGGGAGAAGCCACUCCUAACGCGUACAGUUGGCUCUUAUUAAAUGGAAGCUCUUACGGUUCUUUUCCCAGAAAGAAGCUUCACUAGCAGGAAUUCUAAAACUAAAAUAUGCGAAGUAAUAUAAAUAGGAAUUGACAUAAAGUGCUCAUCUAUUAAGGCUGUUAGCGAUCUGAUUUACUUGCUGUGACUUAUAUUAUACCAUUCUUUGAUUUAUAGAAAAUCUUCAAAGCUUAUUAAUGUGCAUAUAUUAUGAAUACAAAUAUUGCCUAAUCUAUAGAAAAAUGAAGUAUUAAAUAUAUGAUAUAUAACUCAA